GCCAUGGGGAAUCCAUCAUCAUCUUCACUUCCCCUCAAAUUGGCCUUCAUCCUCUCAUUCUCUCUCACUGCUUCUUCUUCUUCUUCUUCUUCAUCAUCUUCUUCCUAUUACUCUCCCACGCCCCCUAAAUCCCAUUAUCAUUACCUCUCACUUCGCAAAUUUAACUCCAAGAAAGCCUCCACCGCACCACCCACCGCCUCCGCCGGAGACAUACUCUCACUCCUUGGAACACCUCAACAAGCUUCCUCAGUCAACCCCAAGGUUGCCGCUGAACUUCGAUCCUGCUUCAAGUUCCUUGUUCCUUUUAAUUCUACAACUAGUUCCCCUUCCAAGUUAGGAAAUCGGCCUAGUAAAUCCUCAACCGAUUCGGAAAUUCGGUUCCCGCGGCGGUCGCUGAAUUCGGAAUGCCGUUCUGACUCUUGGAGUGAUAAGGAUGAGCUCGUGUGGUCACCGCCGGCACCUGUAUUGGAGAUCGCUCGACUUGCUUUUGAUUCUGGUGGUGAUCCAGGGUGUAUUCAACGUACCCUUGAUCCCACGAUGAUCGAUAUACCUGAUGUUCAAGGAUCAAACAAAAAUCGAUGUCAACUUACAAGAACACCUUAUGGAAGACGCUUUAUAAACGAGGAAUUGAAUUUAUACAUGGAAUUUUUGUUCAAACUUAUUGCUGCCCGUGGUCCCAAAGUUGGGUUGCAUGUAUCAUUAGAUCGAUAUGAUUUCUUUCAUGGUCAUCUUUUCAUUGCCGCGGAUGGAAGAGUUGGCAUUUUGUUUCAUGCUAAAGAAUACCUAGCAUAUGAUAAAGAAGUGUUCCCAUAUAACAUGGGAUAUUGCCAAGCAGGUUCUAAUGUGACAUAUGAUGAUUCGAUGAAUCUGCGGAACAUUUUGUGGUUAGCUCCUUUGCCGAGUAAUUCCAUCAGCGGUGGGUCUGCACCUGGGGUGCUAGUGGUAUUGGAUGCGCAUCCAGGAGGAAUCAUCUAUCGAGAUAUAAUACCUGAAUAUGUAGAUUAUGUCAGAACGAUAUAUGAAGAUGAUUUUGGCGAUAACGUAGUUGAUGUCAACUACCUAAAUGUAGGAGCUGCAGAGGCUGACUAUCAGAUAUUCAUUUGCUAAUACUUGACCCAUUGCAUUGCAGGUCAGUUAUGUAUGAUUUUUCAGAGAACAUUUAGUCCCUCCUCAUGAUGUGUUGGAUAUUGAAGAAGAUGUAAAAAGCUUGAGAGAUUGGUGUAUUGCAACUGAGAAAUUAACAUAGGUUUGGAAAAGGAGAGACUUUAUGAGCUUUGUGCCUUAAAUAACACUUUUCCAUUCAGAUUCUUAAGGAAAGAAUGUAUGUAACUGGAAAAAGAAACAUAGUACAUGAAGGUGUCUUUCAAUUUGAUUGCUC
Molecule: messenger RNA, 1378 nt
Organism: Cynara cardunculus var. scolymus (artichoke)
Lineage: Eukaryota; Viridiplantae; Streptophyta; Magnoliopsida; Asterales; Asteraceae
Exons: 7
Coding region: 4-1107 (367 amino acids)
Source: RefSeq, a predicted model, not a curated record